UUCCAAAAUUACUCUAAAAGAAUCUUGACCGUAAGAUUAAAAAAAAAGAGAAAAUAAUUAAUCAAAUGGUAUAUAAAGAGGUUGCCACCGUGAUUACUAAAAAAUAAGUAAUCACCCUAACCCAUUCUCCUAUACCUAUGAACUAUGAUACCGAUCAGCCACAAAAGUGCUGCCGUUUUAGCGACCCGUCAAAUCUUCACGCAAGGGUUUAAGCGCCAAAAUCCCUAAUUCAAGAAUCGUUCUUCAGUUUCCUCCUCACUGGCUUAGGACUCCCAGCUUUCUUCUCUCGUUCAUCGACUCCACGAAGCCGCAUUAGAUUUUCCGUUAUGGUUCUCAGAACCCGCUCAAUUCUUGCUCCCGCCAUUCGCAGAUCAGUGUUGAACCCUAGAUUGGUCCCCGAAAUCAAGCACAUUUCCAGCCUCAAGGUUAUGUGGCGGAAGGACCCGAUGCUAAGAUGGAGCCAUAGAGAGAGACGAGAGAUACGAACUCUGCGCACGUGUCGUCAGAGAGGUGUUGAACGAACCGGGCCAAGCAAUCCCGCUAUCCUACCUAGAGACAAGGCGCGAGAGGUUGCACCAUGGACAAGAUCAAAACUUUUCUCCGUCGUAAUCCACUGUUGUUCGAUACUUUCUACAAUCGAAUCAAACCCAAGUCUGAGCCGGUUCUGUUCAUUCGCCCCAGCCAAUGGUUGAUGAAUUUUCUGGAAGAGGAGAAGAUGAUACAGCUUGACAAUGAGGAGAUGCUCGUUGCCAAACUGUGCAAGUUGUUGAUGAUGGCCAAGGACAAGAGAGCUGAUAGAGAAUCUAGAUUAUCAGGGAUUAGGGUUCGACCUAAUUUCAAUUACAAGCUUCCACCAGGUUUUUUCCUGAUGAAAGAGAUGAGGGAAUGGGUUAGGGACUGGUUGGAACUCGAGUACGUAUCGCACUAUGUUGAUGCUCCACACUUGGAGCAAUCCUCACCCGAAAUGGAGAAGAGAGCCGUUGGGGUUUUUCCAUGAGCUGCUAUCGCUUUCUCCAUUCAAGAGGGUUCGGGUCGCAAUUUUUGGAAAGUUUUGUGAAGAGUAGAGGUUUUCCAAUGCAUUUUCAAGUGUUGUCACCAGGCAUUCUGGGAUAUUUUAUAUGUCAAUGAAAGGGAGAACUAAGACUGCAAUGCUCAGAAAAGCAUACAGAGCAGUGAGUUGAUUGACUGAGACCCAUUGCUAGAAGUAAAAGAUAAGUUUGUCG
This is a messenger RNA of Linum trigynum, 1223 nucleotides long. Lineage: Eukaryota; Viridiplantae; Streptophyta; Magnoliopsida; Malpighiales; Linaceae. The record is from the annotation of a GenBank genome assembly.